This is a messenger RNA of Perca fluviatilis (European perch), 2004 nucleotides long. RefSeq names its product zinc finger protein PLAGL2-like. The transcript is spliced from 2 exons. Bases 554 to 1846 code for a protein of 430 amino acids. The record is from RefSeq and is a predicted model, not a curated record. NCBI's taxonomy places the organism in Eukaryota, Metazoa, Chordata, Actinopteri, Perciformes, Percidae.
CUUCCAGCGCGGCGCCCAGCAGUCCAGGCCCGGAGUCUAACAAACAUCUUUAAACUUGUUCCAAAAUGUCGAUAUGGAGACGAAAUGGAGGCCGGACCGAGGCUCAGUCGGUCUGUAAAGAUGUCAAGCUGCCCCUGUGAUUCAGCCGCUGUGACCGGCGUUCAGGGCUGCUGAAUACUAAAAUAGACCGCGGGCCAACACAAGAGCUCUUCUCAGGAAACACAGGCCCAGUCAGAGCUUCCACAGCUCCUCAUCACCGCAGCCCUUUUGGGGUUGCUAUGGCAGCUGCUGUCACAGAAAGCAAGUGCUGGACACAGCAUGCCCCAGUAAGGCAGGACAGAGCACUAGUCAUUGCCACAAGAGACCAUCAAACAGUCAACAAGCGGCACUUAGCAGUAAUUCUAGCACUCCAAGUUAACAAAACGACCAGAGGUCUUGUAGGCUGAUGCUGAGCUCUCUGGAGGAUCCUCAUGAGUCUUGUCUGUGUGUUCUCCGGCUCUUGGCCAGAGUCCCUGUGCAGCAGCAGAGCCACUACUGUUUCUCCUGUUAGACCAUGUUUCACCAGCAGGACCAUCUAAAGAGCCAGCUGCAGGACAGCCCCCCCGCCAGCAGGCAGCUCUUCCACUGCCACGAGUGUGGAAAGCAGUACAACACCCAGCUGGGUUAUAGACGCCACCUGGUGGCAGCCCACAGUGCUGCAGCGGGCCUGCCCUGUCCAGAGGGGGCGCCGUCCCUGCUGGAGCACCUGAGCAGCCAUAUUGACAGGCCUCCGCCAUCCGAGGCUAGCGCUACCGUGCCAGUGCGGGAGAGGAAGUACUCGUGCGAGCGAUGCGACCGCCGCUUUUACACUCGUAAGGAUGUACGGCGUCACGCCGUGGUGCACACUGGGCGCCGUGACUUCCUGUGCCCGCGCUGUGCACAGCGCUUUGGCCGCAGAGACCACCUGACCCGCCAUUUGAAGAAGAGCCAUGCCCAGGAGUCAGGGUUGAUGCCACCCUGUGCACCCAGCACUCCUGUGGCCACACCGAGCCCUGCCCCCCCCCAGGGCUCGGUGAAGGAGGAGCCCAGCCCCGUGGCCUGUGAUAUGGGCUCUGUCUCCAAGGAGCCCAUGGAGACUUUCUCCAGGGACAUGUACAACUCCUACCCCAUGGCCAACGCUGUCCCCGGGAUGGGCCACCCUCAUGGCCUCAUGCAGGGCUCCUUGUCCUCGAGUAUGGGUGUGGCUCGCCACAUGCCCCCCCAAUCUUCUCACCCCCACCACCAUCACCUGCAGCCCCCAGUGGCUCCGCAGCAGCAGCCCUACAGCAACAUGGCCAGGUACCAACACGGAUCUACCUCAUAUCCUCGUGCCGACGUGGACAGUUUCCUGCUGGACCUGCAGAGUGCCCCCCCACCUCACCUGGGUGCAGUCAACUCCUCUACCUCUACUUCCGCCUCCCCUCAGAGGGAGGUGCCGGGUGAAGGCUUGUGUGCUGGCAGCGACCCCCACCUGCUGUCCAGGAGCCCCGCCAUCACCUCCACCGAGCUGUCCUGCACCACUAACAUGGACCUCGGGCCCCUGCUGGGCUUCUUGCCUUUCAGCCUGCCGCCCUACAGCCCCCACAUGGGGAUGGGAGGGUUGGUGAUGAGCUAUCCCCCCGCCACCACCACCACCUCCCCCUCAUCCUCUUCCACUGGGCUGUCCUCCCAGGCUCCGGGGCCUUUCACCUUCUUCCAGCCUCCCCAGGCUCAUGUACCACAGGGCCCUGGAGCCCAUAACCACAGCCAGCUACCUCAGGCAUACAGCAGUCCUGCUAUGAGCACUUCCAGCUCCCUACCUCACUACUACCAGGCCUUUCAGCAGUAAGCAGCUCUGGCUCCACAAAAGUUGCCUUCACACGUGCUCACACUUUUUUCACGAAAAGGCUAAGACAUGAAACUGGCAUCUUUUAUUGUAAAACAAAUAUGUAACUUUAGCCUGUCAGUGCUAAUGAAGCUAAUCUUACUUUUUUUUUUUUUUUUUUU